CUCUUAUUCUGAAGGGAAUGGGAUCGGAACCGGAACACUUCCAGCAUUUGAUGCUGAUGUGAUUUUUUUUUUUAGUUUUGUCGUCAGAUUCCGAUCAUUUCCUGGUAACGUUUCGAUCCGCUCGUGCUUCUCGUUAUUGUUUACAUUUUUUAGAUCUGUGCCUUUCAGUUCUGUUUACUCGGAUAUCUGAACACACCAGAGGCCUGUCGGUAUCCGUGUGUUGUAGUUUAUAACUGCAGCAUCUCCGUUAGCCGUUAGCUGCUGUUAGCCUUAGCUCGGUUAGCCCUACUGGACCCGACCGGACAAGAAAGUGAAGAACAUGGGAGCCCACCGCAGUGAGGGAGGACGGGACUGGCUCCAGCAGGAUGGACCGGAGCCUCCGGACCAGAACCCGAAGCCUUGGAACCUGAUGAUCAAACACAGACAGAUCCACAGACGAGGAAGACGGUCACACAUGACAGUCAGUUACACAGAUCCACUCGUCUCCAUGGACUUCCUGAGGGCUGUGCUUCAGCCCAGCUUCAACGAGGACAUCAUGGCUGUGUUCAGGAAGUACCAGAAGUUCUUCGACAAAGCGGCUCAGAAUGUGAAAGACAACAUUGGUGAUGAUGUACAGACAGAUCAGCUGAUUAAAGAAGCCUGUAGGAAUGUUCUGGAACAUGCCAAGCAGCUGUUUCCAGAUCCAGAGAUGAAGAGGCCAGGUCCAGAGGUCGCCAUCAAGAGGUCCAGACCAACUGAUGAUGACUGCAGUCAGCGAGGAAGCCCAAUUCCUAAGAAGAGGAAGAACCGACCAGGACCUGUGAUGUCCUCUGACCGACCUUUGACCUUCUCCAGUCAGUGCGCUCUCAGGGUGAAGCUGAAGACUGACCCUGUGAAGAGAGAAGGGCCAAAGUGGGAUCCGUCCAGACUCAACGAAGGCAGCACAUUCGUACUUGGCUCCAGAGCAAACAAAGCAUUGGGGAUGGGCGGGACCAGAGGACGCAUCUACAUCAAACACGCCGACCUCUUUAAGUAUGCAGCAGAUGCGAAGGAUAAACAAUGGCUGGCAGAGAGACAUCACAUGAGAGCAACUGGAGGGAAGAUGGCGUAUCUGCUGAUUGAAGAGGACAUUCAGGAUUUGUCUCGUAGCGAUGAGUACAGGGACUGUCCGGAUGUGCGUAUGGACGAGCUGAAACCGUUCUCCGUUCCCAUAUGGAUGGUGGAGAAGAUGCAGAGAGCAAUGGAGGCCCAGAGGGACGCGACCUCUGACCUCUGACCUCAGUAAAUCACAAACAUCAAACAGAUGGAGAAGAAUCAGUGUUUGUUAUUUUUAACACAAAGAUUGUGUUUAUUUUUAUGGAAACAUUUAGAGUCAUUUAAAGCAUGAAGUGUUCCUGUACACUUAAAUAAAAACUGGAUCAAACGACAAAAA
Molecule: messenger RNA, 1411 nt
Organism: Sphaeramia orbicularis (orbiculate cardinalfish)
Lineage: Eukaryota; Metazoa; Chordata; Actinopteri; Kurtiformes; Apogonidae
Product: deoxynucleotidyltransferase terminal-interacting protein 1
Exons: 13
Coding region: 320-1255 (311 amino acids)
Cellular component (GO): nucleus
Molecular function (GO): nucleosome binding; DNA binding
Source: RefSeq, a predicted model, not a curated record